Molecule: messenger RNA, 2376 nt
Organism: Fusarium coffeatum
Lineage: Eukaryota; Fungi; Ascomycota; Sordariomycetes; Hypocreales; Nectriaceae
Exons: 1
Coding region: 1-2376 (791 amino acids)
Biological process (GO): shikimate metabolic process; chorismate biosynthetic process
Molecular function (GO): 3-dehydroquinate dehydratase activity; shikimate 3-dehydrogenase (NADP+) activity
Source: RefSeq, a predicted model, not a curated record
AUGGCUUCAGAUUUUGCGGAGAAACGUCCUGCUACUGUCGAUUCGCAAUCAUCAUAUAUGUCACCUAUAAAAGGUGCGACGACGAGAACCGUCUCAGAAGUCUUCAAUUCGCCCACUCCCACAAUAGCCAGGUCUCGAAUACCCAGUCCAGAGGCAUCACAACGCACAUUACAGUAUGACCCAAAUGCCUCUAUUGUGCUUAUUGGUAUGCGUGGAAGCGGCUUGUCGACACUAGCUGUUCUGGCGUCCAGUUCCUUGGGUUUCCGAGUUCUUGACGCAGACCAAUAUUUUUACAAAACGACCGGUCUCUCAAGGGCAGCUUAUAAGGCAGCUCACGGUAUCUCGCAAUAUCGCCAAGAGGAGCUACAAUUGAUGAGAUCAAUGCUCUUUGACAACCCGACUGGAGCGAUCAUUGUAUGUGGGCCUGGUGCUGUCGAGGGCAAGGGAAAGGAGUGGCUUGCAGAAUAUUCAAAGGAACACCUCAUCAUCUACAUCUUGCGUGAUGCAAAGGAGAUCCAGCAACAUCUUCGCGCAUUCGAUGUAGAGACUAUAAAGAAUCUCAUUCGUCGCGCAGCGCCAGCUUACAGGAGGUUGUCAAGCUUCGAGUAUUACAAUAUCUCCGAUACAUUGAUACGAAAUCCCAGUUCCACACCUUCACGUGGGGACAUGUCUCCAUCCGCACUCGCGCUCAAGAAUGUCGAAGAGGAUUUCGUCCACUUGAUACACAGUAUAGUCAGGGAAGACGAUUCAUGCGAUAGGUACAAGGCGCGUCACAGCCUUUCUUCAUUACCUAUCGUCUCGCGGAGGUUUACUUAUGUCCUGUCUAUACCAAUGACAACGCUUUCUAGUCACGUAUCCGAGUUCAAAGGAGUGGAUAUUGAAGCCGACGCGAUUGAGGUUACAAUACCAAUAUCGGCGCUCUGCAAGGACGGAAAUACCUUUGAAGAAACAACAGAAGAUUGGAUCAGUCGCCAAAUAUCUGUCGUUAGGAGGAAUAUCGGUCUUCCAAUACUGUAUCAAGUCGAAAAUGAUUAUACAGGCAGACCCGAUAUUGACGAGGAUCAGUAUUUUGCUCUUUUAGAACAUGGUCUUAGACUGGGGCCUGAAUAUCUCUGCGUGGAUCUGGAAUGCAACACAGAUAGGACCAAGACCCUCGUUGCCUCCAAAGGUCAAACAAAGAUUAUAGGACACUACUCUGUCUGCGAUCUGGCAGAGGAUGGGUGGGACUCUACGAAGCAAUGGGCUAUGGUACAACGCGCCCAAGACCUUGGCUGCGACAUCCUUCGCAUCUGCCAAAGAGCAACAUCCUUGGCGGAUAACUUCGCUUCACAACACUUUAUCCAUCGCGUCAAGGCCUCCGAGAACUACUCGAUACCCGUGAUAGCUUACAAUACGGGCCAUCUGGGUCGUAUGUCGUGUUGUUUCAACCCCAUCCUUAGCCCAGUCACUCAUCCAGUCAUUCGCAAGUUGGCACCUGAAUGCUCUUCAAGCUCUCUCUUGACGGUCAGAGAAGCCCAGACAGCAGCAUUCUCGUCCUUCUUGCUUGAUGGCCAAUUCUUUGGAAUCUACGGAAAUAACACAGCGCAGAGUUUGUCACCAGCUAUGCACGAGGCCGCUUUCAAACUGUUGGGCAUGCCGCACCAAUAUAACAUAUAUGUCAAAGAGUCAAUUGAUGAGCUUUUUGAGUUGGUUCAGAACGACAAAUUUGGAGGCGCCAGUAUAACAGCUCCUUUCAAGACGGCCGUUAUCUCCAAGUUGGACUUUAUGAGCGAGGAGGCCAAUGCUAUUGGAGCUGUUAACACAUUGCUGUGUCUCAAGUCGCCUACUUUGGACUCUUUACUCGAUAGGAACACGGCGGGGCCAACUGUGGCUCUUUUUGGCGACAACACAGAUUGGAUUGGCAUCCAUUCCUGUGUUCAGCGCAAUCUCUCCCCCAUCAAUGCUGUCAGGCGACGGACAACAGGGCUUAUAGUGGGCGCUGGCGGCAUGGCUCGUGCAGCUGCUUAUGCUUUUAUUCGCCUGGGAAUCAAGACUAUAGUGAUUUAUAACCGUACCCGGUCAAGAGCAGAAGAACUUGUCAAGCACUUCAAGGAUCAAAGCAAGGUCACUAAUCAGAGAGCUGAGCCUUGUUUGCCGGUUUCUCAAAGGAGCAGUCAGAGUCCCGAUCGUAUGGCAGAUCCAGUGUUCAGAAUACUGGAUUCGAAACAGGAUGCAUGGCCCGAAGAUCUGAGCUUACCCACCGUCAUCGUUUCCUGUAUCCCUACUAAGGAUGUGAACGGGGAGUCUUCUGUGAACACUAGUCUUCCAGACAACUGGCUGUCAAGCCCGACCGGGGGUGUAGUGAUUGAGGUAAGCACCAAUACUGCGUCCCUUUAA